CCAAGAUCUCGUCGCACCACACAAAGACUUGCCCGCUACAGUCAUGGCUGUGGAUUGCACGGGCCAGUUUUCUGUUUUAGGAUCACGUAAAGGUUUAGCAUUCAUUGACCUUAAUGCUCCUCACACGAUCACUAAAAAGGUUUCGAGGAACAGCAAAUGGGAAUGUGGUGCUGUGGAAUGGAAUCCUCAUUUAACACAUGCUCACAUAUUUGCCUAUGCAUCCAACCAAAAAACAGAGAUUUGGUCGUGGAGAGAUGGCAAUAAUGCACAACAACACAUUCUAAGGGGUCACACAAGAUCAAUAAGUGACUUGAACUGGUCAUGGUUUGACCCUCAGCUUCUUGCCACUUGCUCAAUGGACCAGUUUAUUUAUAUUUGGGACUUGAGGGACGCAAAAAAGCCAGCCAGCUCACUUCAGGCCAUUGUUGGAGCUUCUCAAGUCAAAUGGAACAGAGUAAAUCGACAUGUGCUUGCCACCAGCCAUGAGGGAGAUGUGAGAAUCUGGGAUCUUAGGAAAGGUAACACCCCUGUGGUGUAUGUCACAGCCCACCUUUCUAAGAUUCAUGGAUUAGAUUGGUCUCGCUCCAGUGGAACAACACUCGCAACCUGCAGCAAUGACACUUUUGUCAAGUUGUGGAAUACAGAAAACCCUCGGCAACCAGAAUACCAGCUGAAGGCAAAUUCCCCUGUCUGGCGGGCCAGAUUCACACCAUUUGGUGAAGGCCUUGUAACUGUCACUGUCCCUCCACUGAGGCGAGGAGAAAAUAGCUUAUCUUUGUGGAAUAUACUGAACAUCAGCUCACCCGUGCCAUCCCCAGUGAAUACAUUUGUUGGUCACAGUGAUGUUGUUUUGGAAUUCCAGUGGAGAUCUCAAAUAAUGGAAGAUGAGGAACAGUUUCAACUCAUCACCUGGGCCAAAGACCAAACCUUGCGAAUGUGGGCAAUGGAGUCUAAAUGGAUCAUGGCCUGUAGUGGAGAUGUUACAGCCAAUUUUCCUUCUGAAACCACGGGCACAACAAGUCCCACCAUGUGCGACGACUUGAUUGAAUCCGCCAUAUCAGAGUCUGUUAUUAUUGGUUCGGCUGACGUGAUCCCUGUCAUGGCUGCACAACCACACACUUUACAGCAGGAGUUUGCGCUUAUUAACGUUAACUAUCCAAAUGUAAUUGUUGAACAGAUGGACGCUGGACACAGGAGCUGUACGGUGAACGUUACCAAUGGCCGUAAUGUUGUAUCGUUAUUAAUAAACUUCCCAGCUCACUAUCCCAAUAAUGCCAUACCAUCAUUUGAGUUUACGCCUGACUCCUCCAUUGACCUCAGUACUAAAACCAAGCUAAUGAAGGGUUACUUGUGUGCUUCAAUUUACCGGGAAGAUAUAGUGGCCGUGUGGGGUCUGGUGGAGAGCCAACUCCCAGGUCCCUGUCGGCCUUUUCUGCGUACAGCUCUCGCCCCAGUGGCGGCCCAGCUCUCCCUCCUCUCACAAACAGCUCGCUUCAGAAGUACAGACCUACAUUCGGUGCAUUCGGACAACAAUCGUCUGCAAGGAACAUGAUGUUCAGAUCGUUAAACCAGCAAGGUGAUUUACAUGAUGCACAGAAGUACGGUGGAGUGACCUCAAGGAGUAGCGAUGUUGGCCCCGUUGUGAUUCGUGACGUCAGUGCUUUGAUGCCCAUCCACCAGUCAUUGGGACAAGCCUACACGCUGGAAGGAAAGAAAAUCACUGAAAUAUGUAAAAAGAAUCUGGCAGCUGCUAUGACAACUGGCCGCAAAGACCUGGUACAGACGUGGUCGCUUUUGAGUUCAGUCCUCGAUAAGAAGCUCGCGCCCACUGAUUCGAUGGAUGAGACGCCCUGGGCACUACAUCCAUUUGGACGGAAAAUGAUCAAAUCCCUAAUGGAUUAUUACUUGGGCAUCCGGGACAUUCAGAUGUUAGGAAUGCUGGCAUGUGUUCUGGCCCACCCCUCCCUCCCAGAACCCUUCAAACCUCCUAAAGUUGACUUUAAGCCGGAAGUCGUUGCAUCGAGCAAGUUGUUCACUUAUGGCUCGUCCUCAUCACAAGUCGCUGAUACUCCUUAUCAAUCCAACAAGAGGCCAAAAUCUGUCGGGGGUGUCAUAACAGAACAGCCAGCUGAUAUGUCACCAGCGGAGGAGCAGUGGAGCGAGAUUUCAUUUCCUUAUAGUGGUGGCUGGUCGCCGCCUGUGUUCAUUCGAGCACAAAGUCCUCGAGAUGAACAGCGGAAACAGUACGAGAAAGAUUGUCGAUUUGUCGAUAGUUCAGAGCUUCAAUUACACGAUCAUUACAUGAACCAAUAUGCUGAUGUUUUGUACCGCUGGAAUCUGUUGGGCAAGAGAGCUGAAGUCAUCAAAUUCCUAAGUGAACCUCAAAAACCACACAGCGGAGUAGAAUUCAGUACCCGCUGUUACAACUGUCCUCAGAUGUUUCGUGGAGCUCAGUGUGGCACUUGCAAAGCGCUGGGUUUUCAGUGCGUUAUAUGUCAUGUGGCUGUUAGAGGCGCCAGUAAUUUCUGUGUGGCGUGCGGUCAUGGCGGGCAUACAUACCAUCUUAUGACGUGGUUCGAAACAAUGGACGUCUGCCCGACUGGGUGUGGCUGCCGGUGUUUAGAGGUUGGCACAUUUAUCGUCGACUGACUGCAUCCGUAUACAAAUUGGUCGAAUAACAACAAUUGCUACGACGACGUGCUCCAGAAACUUUGGAAAUAAGAGCAAAUUAAACUCGAUCGAGGAGUACCGGGAAAUGCUAUCAAGAUUCUUCAAAGUGGAAUCUUUUAUCUGGCUAACAAGUUUGAUGAUCAAAACUCUUAUCGAAGUACAGGCAGAUGUCCUUGGGGAACUUUUCAACGUGACCAGAAUGUUCUUUUGCCGGAAAGUAUUUCAGGAAGGGGCGACAACUUCUAUAAGUGUUUUCGACUGAGACUUCAUGUUUGGGUUACGGAUUUAUUUGUCAAAGGAUUGCGACUAGUAAACCACUUCAGAGUUAGACUUCAAAUCCGACCUCUUGUGAAUAACAGACCACCCUCCCCAGCCAGGCUCCUAACGACGAACUAGGGUUUGAGAUGUGACGGAAAUUUUUAUACUCUUACUCCCUCGUUGAUUUUUAUUGCUUUUCGCUGACUUCAUUUCAAGAAAACACAUCUUCUUUAAUAUGCUUUGUUACUAUUUUAUCCUCGCGGAAGUUAGACCGGAAAAAAUCACGAAAUAUCUUUUACCAGUCAUGUCGCCGAUUGUCUUGGGAAACAAAAACAGAAAAACUGUUAUCGUCCUUUUUUACAACAACAAACUUGUUUAUCUCUUUCGUUAACGCAGCAAUAGCGGACGAUUUAUAGUGCGAACAGAAGUUUGUGUUUAAACGGUUUUUUUUUUUUUUGUUUGUUUUUUGACUGUCCAAAAAGGAACUGCUGUACAGUGGAACGCGAACAGCAAGCUGCGAACGGUUUUCUCACACGCCACUUUCUUUAAGAUGUUUGAUCGCGUCACGCGAAGCGGUUUGGAUGGAAUGCGUUGCAUGACGAGACCAAUGGGAUUUCAUUGGCGAAUCCAUGGAGAACGUCUGGGUGUCCGCCCCUUCAUCCUCCCCCACAAGAAAUUUGGAGAUUCCACUAAUUGGCUAAAACCAAAAGUGUUCCCACUCCAGGACUGCAUAUUACAACUCCACCUUAAAUACAGCUAACUUCAUCAUCUCGAAUUCUCUCCUAGCUUAUUUAGGCUUGAAAGAAAUAAUUAAAAAUUCUAGAUUCGACCCUGCAGUUUGCUCGUGGCGCUGUUUCAUCGUGAUAAGUUGUGUUUGCUAUCAACUACAAACGCCUUCAAAUAUUCGAUCAAAUAAAGGAAACAUUUUUUUAGUAAUUUUAUGUUCUGCUAGCUUCGACACCUCGUGUGUUCUGGAAUGACUAGGGACCUUAAGCAAUUGGGACGGCAACGCUAAGGAAGACGUCGA
Molecule: messenger RNA, 3955 nt
Organism: Stylophora pistillata
Lineage: Eukaryota; Metazoa; Cnidaria; Anthozoa; Scleractinia; Pocilloporidae
Product: GATOR2 complex protein WDR59
Biological process (GO): cellular response to amino acid starvation; positive regulation of TORC1 signaling
Cellular component (GO): Seh1-associated complex; vacuolar membrane
Molecular function (GO): protein binding; signaling adaptor activity
Source: RefSeq, a predicted model, not a curated record